CCAUUUACACCACGCACAAUUCUAGGUUUGGUACUGUCCGUGCGGAUUAAAUUCGGACCAUCUAUUUAGGUAGACCACAUUUCAUCAUUCUUUUUAUCGCCAAAACUGAGAUUUAACAAAUUAUUAACAGGAAAAAGUUAUUCCACACCAUUCUCCUAGUUCCUGUAUUAAUAAUUCAUAAAUCAUUAAUAUUUACUUAUAAUUACCUUGAACAUAAUCCUCUCAAUGACUUAUGAACUUACGCGCACAGUUGCUAUGCGAUAGAGCUUUUUGUAUACAAAAUCCAAAGCGCAAACAAAUCAUGAAAACCACAUUUAUACCAACACUGAUUUCUUCUUUCGACUCCUGAGAUUUCAAUCAUGGCCACUGCGAAUUUGCCAGCAGUAGCGCAUCCUUUGUCGCGUUUAGGUAGUCCAGAAAAGAUUUCAGUUCGCGGCGUGUCGCGGGGCCAAGGAGCAACCUCGCAAAUUCAACAUGAACUUCAAAAAGUAAACCAGCUUCGUCCGAUUACGGCGGAUCAGAUACCAUGGCGUCUGACAAAGACUUCUCAAGGAUCAAGAGGUCUUGGUAAAGAAACUACCUUACCGGCCUUAGGAUCUCUCCCCGAAGGAUUCGAGGUUAAAAAAGCAAGUGAUCAGUCGAAACCCGCAAUCCCAAUAUUUGGAAACCGAACCGACCUUGUCAGUCGAGCAGAAAGCCGCCAAUCAAGGCUUAACACAUCUUUGUCAUAUGAGAGACCAAUUGUGGAUGAGCUGGAGGAAAUAAUAAGAGAAAAGUUGAAAUCAGGUUAUUAUUUGGUGAAGCAAGCUUUUAAACAGCAUGAUCCAGAAGGGCGAGGAGUAAUUACAAGAGAGUCACUGGCAAAAAUCUUACGCAGCAUAGUUGGCAGAAAUAUCAGUUUAAGUCAAUUCAAUCGCCUUAUGAUAAGAUUGGGUUUGGAUAUAAAAAAGACCAUUUCUAUUGAGGAGUUUUAUUCAUCAUUCUCCAGACCAAAGAAAGAUGGUGUGCCUGAAUGGUUUGAGCAACAAGGAAGAACAGUCUACUACCUUUCUGCAGCUCAAGUGCAUUCUCAGUUGAAGGAGAGAGCUAAACAAAGAUUCCUGGAUUUAGGUGAUCUUAUUCCACAAAUUAAUCCUGGGGGUAGUGGAAGGAUUUUAAAGCCUGAACUCCGCAACGCCUUAAACAAACACGGCUUUGCUAUGGAAGAUUCUGAAUACGAUAAACUAUGGACGAAAUAUGACACUGAAAACAUCGGGGUGAUUAAAGGCGAGAAGCUUUUGCAAAAACUCGGCAUUAGCCUAAAAACCAACGUGGAAAACGUCGAAGAUAGGACGGAGGCGAAGGAAGAAACGCGUUCACCUCGGAAGCUUGAACCAGAACGGCUCCACUCGCUGGAUGUUGAACGUUGGUUGAAGAAGAAAUUUCGAGAAGGGUGUUCAGAGAUGAAGCAUGCUUUUCAAGAAAUAGAUCUUGACAGAAUGGGAAGAGUGUCGAUAGAUGAUUUUAGGAAAGUUUUGAGAGAGUUUGGUUUAACGUUGAGCUCUGGCAAGCAAGUGGAAGAUUUCUUAGCAAGGUGCGGUGUUGAGUUUGAUGAUAAAGUCCCUUACAAAGAAUUUCUUCGGCGUUUCCAAGAUCGGAGCGAGAAGGGUGUUGCGCACAAAAUCUUGGCAAAUCCGUUGCACAGAUACCAUCAAGCCGAAGUCGACAGCAAGUUUUCAACAACGUCGGCCAUAGAAGCAAAAUUGAUGGACAUGUUUCAGAGAGAUUUUCUUUCCCUUCUAGGGACACUCCACAAAAUUGAUCGUAAUGGCGAAGGUUUGGUGAGUCAGGAACAGUUUCGCGCGGCUAUUGAAAGUCGUUUUGAACUCGGGAUGUCUGAUGAUGAAUACCAACAAUUUCUAAGCUGUGUCCCAUUGGACAGCGAUGGAAUGGUGCAGUAUGCUUUAUUUAUGUCGAGAUUUGACACAAAAGAACAAGUGUCUCUUUUCGAUGGCAAGUCGACGCUGCCCGAACGAAAGUUCAUCCAGAGCGAUUCCCCGCCGAAGUCUCCCCGAUUCCGACCCGUCAAGUCGGUUGGAAGCACCAAGGAUGGCGAGGGAAGAAGUGUGGAGGAAAUGAGACGAAUUAUAAAAAGAAUUUUGAAUGAUAAUCUUCCGCAAAUCCAGGAGCAAUUCUACGACAUCGAUGAAUUCAACUCUAAACGUCUAACACAAGAAAUGUUCACGAGGCUGAUGAAACGAUUUGGAGUAGACUUCAGUUCAAACGAGGUAAAACGGCUGUGGAAUACGUUGCUGACAGAUCAGAAACGCAUGCUGGAAUUCUCGCAGUUCGUCCGUCAUUUUGGCUGCAGCUCCGGGACUCAAGCAUACCCAAAUGCAAAGAUAUCGCCUCCGAAACGCGGGGACAGUGACUUCAUGAUGAGGUCGAACAAACUCAACAGCGACGUUGAUAUGCUUUUUGAUCAACUGAGGUCGAAGGUCGACUUAAAUUGGGAGAGAUUGCAGGCGGAAUUUAAGUCUCUAGAUCCUGGUGGAUCCGGGUGUAUCGGUAGAGAAGACUUUAAGGACAUCAUCCAGAUCCUAUGUUUAGAAAUAACCGAUUAUGAAGCUGACCUUAUUGCAAAGAAAUUCGAGAAUAAGAAAGAUGGAAGAGUCAGCUAUAUCUCUUUCCUUGAGCCAUUUUCACGUCGUCGACGAACUUAUCGCAAUGAGACUAACAUGCAGGGAAUCAUGAUGAAUCAACACGACUCCCAGCUUGCAAACGCAUUUGGUUCAAAGGCCGAAAAAGGAUUGCCAACUCUAACUGCUAGACUGAGGGAAAAGUUAUCAGAUGACUGGAUGACAUUACGACGAGCGUUCAAAAAGCUGGACAAACGAAAUGAAGGUUACUUGGAUAUGGCAGAAUUUCGCUCGGUAUUACAACUCUGCAAUAUCGUGUUGAACGAGGACGAGGUUCUGGAGCUUUUGACACAACUUGAUGAUAAAAUGGAGGGAAGAGUUAACUAUAAAGAUUUUCUGAAGAAAAUUUCACGAUAGUUGGAAUGCAGACAAGACUAUUUUGAAGCGUAGAUUACUAAUUGAAAAACCUCGUCUUUAGAGACAAACUUGCAUUUACAAAGAAAAGCUAUCUUCUUCUUAACUUCAGAUAAGUUUUCACAAACAUACAACUUUCAUUGAAUCUUCUUUCAAAGAGACAGAAGUCCUUUCCUUGCAGAUAAGGUUGCUUUUCACGAAAGCAAAAAUACAAGUCACAAAGGACACGAGUAUAUAUUUUUUGUGAAACGUAUAUUGGACCAAAUAGCUAUCAUACUUGAGUGUGCCCUUAAUUGGGAAAGUUAUAUAUUCAUAUCAAUAUCGAUUGUCGAUACACGAUACAAACAAGAUGCAUAUACAAGAGUAGAAAAUAUAUAAAUCU
Dendronephthya gigantea is the source of this 3414-nucleotide messenger RNA. RefSeq names its product EF-hand calcium-binding domain-containing protein 6-like. Bases 360 to 3035 code for a protein of 891 amino acids. The transcript is spliced from 19 exons. Gene Ontology annotation, cellular component: nucleoplasm. Gene Ontology annotation, molecular function: calcium ion binding. The record is from RefSeq and is a predicted model, not a curated record. NCBI's taxonomy places the organism in Eukaryota, Metazoa, Cnidaria, Anthozoa, Malacalcyonacea, Nephtheidae.